AUGUUUCCUGGACGUAGUGGCCCACAGGGUACUUCUCAAGUGGACUUUAGCAUUAUUGAAUAUUGCGAUCGUUUAAAAAAAGAAUUUAGUGUAUUACAACAACAGUGUCAAAGUUUAAAAUUUGACUGUGAAAAAUUAGCACAAGAAAAAAUAGAAGUUCAUCGUCAAUAUGUUAUGUAUUAUGAAAUGUCCUAUGGACUUAAUGUUGAAAUGCAUAGACAAUCAGAAUUAGCUAAACGAUAUUUAGCUAUAUGUCAUCAAAUAAUUCCAUGUUUAUCGCAAGAACAACAAAAUCAGGUAGCAGCAACACUUGAACGUGCUAAACAAGUCACUGUUGCAGAAUUAAAUGCUAUCAUUGGGCAACAAAUGCAUGGUCAAGGUGCUGCUUUUCCUCAUGGACAUAACCAAUCACCUCAUUUAGCAGCAUUGACUGCUGCACAUGCAGCAUCUCCUUUUGGUUUGCCUGGUGCAGCCGGACUUCCUCCUGGUCUUCUUGCUUUACAAGGUGCUGCAGCUGCUGCACAACAAGCAUAUCUCAAAGAUGAGAAAGAUAAUCUAGAACGUGCAGAAAAAGCAGCAGCAGCAGCAGCUGUAGCUGCAGCAGCCAUGGCCGCAGCAUCAUCACAUAAACGAAGUUCAAAUUCUCCUCAUCAUAUGACAGAUAAAUAUCGUGGUCAUAGUCGUUCACCACUUGAAUCUAAUGAAUCAAAGAAACUUAAACGAGAUGAAGAUAGUGAUGGUGAAAAAAGUGAUGGUGAUUUAGUUGUUGAUGAUCCAAACGAAAAUGAUAAACAAAUGAUGAAUGGUUCUCGUUCACCACUUGAAAAUGGUGAUGCACUAAAACUAAAUUCAGCAUCACGUCAUAAACAAUUACAUAAUGAUGAUAGUAGUCGAAGUCCACAUAGUGAUAAUGGUUCAUCUCGUAGUACACCUUCACAGAAGGGUAGUGAAAAAAGUGGUUCAGCGCCAAUAACAACAACAGGAACGAAUACAUCAUCGAGUGGCAACGGUGGAAAUUCAAUGAACAAGACAAGCUCGCGUAGUAGCAGCAACAGUGGUGUUCGUCAUUCUCCGAAACUUCCUCGUAUGUCAUCACGUCCUCCUUUUGCCGAAUCUGUUUCUUAA
Rotaria sp. Silwood2 is the source of this 1125-nucleotide messenger RNA. The record is from the annotation of a GenBank genome assembly. Lineage: Eukaryota; Metazoa; Rotifera; Eurotatoria; Philodinida; Philodinidae.